CCCAGGCCUUCUGUGAGACUCGGGUUCGUAUGUGACAAUGAAGCCUUUGGUCAGAUGGCCUGCAAGUCGCCCCCACACACACCCUAGGGACCUUGGUGGGUCCUUUCCCUCCAGUGGGCCCAGCUGGAUGAGGACUCAGCAGGAAGCCUCCAGGGUUGGAGAUUGCAUGCUCCCACUUUCAAGAGCCGGCCUGGCAUGUAUCCAGGCGGGUGUCUUGGGGUGCCACGCUUGCAUGGGGGUGCUCAAGCUGAAGUUCCUCAAACGCAUGCCAGUUGUGAUCUGGGCCUCCGGGCCAGAAGCCAGGGGAAGAGGUUUAGUCGCUGGUGGCAAAGGAGUUGGGAGCCAAGAAGGUCCCGUUCCUCAAGCAGCUGUGCAGCAGUCCAGCAAGGAGCCCCGGCUCCCUAGGCUCCACUCAGGACCAUGAGAACAGGCUUCCCUGGGCCCCUCCAGGGGGUGAGGAUGGCUAUCCAGCCCACAUCCUGGGCUCCUCCGACCAAUGCCACUGCACUCUCCUAGCACCUGGGACAGCGGGGCCAUGCCAGGAGAGUGGGCCCCAUCUUUGCCCAGAGACAUGCAGCCCUGUCAAGUUGCCAGCGGCCUGGGGUACACCUCCCAGCACCCCCUCAAGGACCACACCCAGGCCAGCAGGACCACCCAGGGCAUGAGGGAGGAGGGCAACGAGGCCCAGGCCCGAGAGCCCCUUGAGGCCCAACUGAAGCAGGCCAAGGAGGUAGAGCCAACGGACCUGCUCCUGAGAACCCAGGCGCUGAGUGGCCACCCAGGAAAGGGCAGCAGCCCCCAGGUACCACCAGGGCAAAGCCGCGAACAGACUCAUUCAUGGCUGGCUGGCAGGAUGGAGAGCAGUCCCCCACAACUCCAUGGCCUAAGCAUUUCAAGGGUCACACGUGUCCUGGAUGAGCCCCCUAGGGGCCUGCAGUGUGAGGCCCCCCAGCCCCCAGAGACUGAGGCUCCCCAGAGCCAAAGGACCAGAGCCUGCCACAGGCCCAGGCUCCCGAGAGCUGAGGCCCCGCCCUCUCCAGAAGAGAAUGGCUCACAAAGGUGCUUCCAGGAGACCCCCUCCAGCUUUACCUCCACAAACUGUACCUCACCAAGUACCAUCCCUGGGCCCCUGCCUCUGAGGGGACCCCAGAACAGCAGUGCCAGCCCCCACAGGCCUGCCUCGGGCCCUGACCGCCAAGCCAUCGGGGCCAACCCCUGGCCUCCUGCUGCUGAGAACAACUUCCCAGGUGCUAAUUUUGGGGUCCCCUCUGCUGAGCCUAAGCCCUUUCCUGAAAGCAGCAGGCCCAGCAGCCGCCAGGGGGUCCCCAUCCCCUAUCCCUUCCCUUCAGACACGGUCCAGCAUGAACAGGCAGCUGGGGCAGUGGUGUUCACCUUUCACCAGCCCCUGGCAGCAUGGUCUGAGGAGGCCCUGGGUACAAGCUCUACCUACCCACCCCUGCCCUGCCCCCGGGGCCAGCUAGAGGACCACAGUGCUUCCAGUGAUCUUGGAGGUGCCCUUUCUCCUUCCGGUGCUGCUCAUUUGGCCCCCAGCCCCUUCCACGACAGUGUGCACAAGAGCCUGACCAAAGUCCUUCCUGAAGAGCCCCCUCCUACCCACAAUGGACUGGGGAGCCCCAGGGGACCCCCAAACCCUCCAACCCAAAGGCACUUUCCAAGGCAAGGGUACAGAACCAGUGGGGUAGGCACCAGCCCAGGGCCUCUGGACACAGAGCUUCCCACCCCUGGGCCACCACCCACCCAUCUGCCCCAGCUGUGGGACCCCACAGCAGCUCCUUACUCCACCUCUACCCUGGGCCCUACAGUUGCUACCAGGACUGCCUUCUUUAAAGGCCAGCAGCUCUGCCUUCCCCAGAGUCCCCCGCUGCCCUGGUCCCCAGUGCUUAUGACUCCUGGGCCAAACCCUCACCGAAUGGGGGUGCUGAGCCGACUGCCAUUCCCCAGGGGGCUCUCUGAGUGUCAGGGGGACAGCCAGGGAGACCUGGGCACUUUGAACACAAUGCGUGGGCCUGGGGAGACACUGUCAGCUCUCAGAAGUAGCCCAGGUCAGCCAAACAGUUCCCCAAGACUGCUUGCCUAUGGUGGGCUGAAAGACCCUGGGACCCAGUCCUUGUUCUUUGGGGGGGCCCAGCCUCAGGCGUCACCUCGAGGGGCCCCAAACCUGCCCCCGCCCAGGGUCACAGGAGCCUCUCCCAGCGAGUCCCCUCUGCCCUCGCCUGCCACCAACACAGCCAGCAGCACCACGUCAUCCCUCUCACCACCGUCCAGCAGCCCAGCCAACCCCAGCUCUGAGGAUAGCCAGCAACCCGGCGCCUUUGGGCCCUCAUCCUUCUUCCUGCCCUCCACUCACUCCCAGGAGACUAGCAGCCCCUUCCCCUCCCCAGAACCCCCCCAUACCCUCCCCACACACUACCAGAGGGAGCCAGCUAAAGCCUUUCCUCUCUCCACAGAGGGGCUAGGAGCUAAGGAUGCCUUUGAGGGCCUGGAGGGAGCCCCAUUCCCCUGUCAGAGCCCCUCAGUGAGCAGGGGUGGGCUGCGGCCCUUUCCCGCAGAGCCACCCCCAUACUCCACCCAGCACUUCUCCCUGAGCAGCGCCAGCCUGGACCAGCUAGAUGUACUGCUGACCUGCAGACAGUGUGACCGAAACUACAGUAGUCUGGCGGCCUUUCUGGAACACAGGCCGUUCUGCAGCCUGCUGCUGGCCAGGAACAAGGAUGGCCCUCUGCAGCCCCCAGGGCUCCCCACACCCUCUGCCACUCCAAAGGCACCCACAGAUGCACACUCAGGCUUGCUCGAACACAGCCAGGCCCCCUUCCUGCUAGCCAGAGACGACCGGGGAGACAGCAAAGAUGACUCCCUGAGGACAGGCUUCCUGCCCAGCCUGGCCACCACCCCCUUCCCACUCCCUACCUCGGACCUGGACAUGGAAGAUGAUGCCAAGCUGGACAGGCUCAUCACCGAGGCACUCAAUGGCAUGGAGUACCAGUCGGACAACCCCGAGAUAGACAGCAGCUUCAUCGAUGUCUUUGCUGAUGAGGAGCCCGUGGGUUCCAGGGGGCCCAGCGCUGGGCAGCCACCCAACACCCACUCGGGAGCGACUCCCAAGAAUGGCACCCAGUCCCUGCUCCCAACCAGAGCCGCCUGCACUGAAGACAGGGUUUGUCUGGCCCGAAACAGGCCCAAAACUCGCUCCCUAGGCCCGGCUUCCACAGAGACAGAGGCAGCCAGCCUGGUCAGACAGCAGAGGAGAGGAAAGCAGUUCAAGUUGUUCCAGAAAGAGCUGGAUGUGACUAAGGGUGUUAAGAGCCCUGUCAGAGCCAUCUGCCUAAGGCCAAGGAGGAGGGGCCACAGUACUGAGAGGCCCCCACCCCAGGGCCGCAGAAGUCAAACCCGCAGGGGCCGUGCUGACACAGACGAGAGCAUCCCCAGGGCCACCUCCACAGAGACCAGGAGCUCCAAGCGCCUGCGACUGACCCCUGGGAAGGACCCCAGGAGGAGGAGGACUCCGGGAGGCUCCUGGAACAAGGAACUCAUCCACAAGAUCGUGCAGCAGAAAAACAGGCGUUACCGGCGGCAGACACCACGUAGCCAGGUCCUGCAUAACCCUCUUCUGACCGCAAGGCCACCUAGUGCCCAGGAGAUCAGGCUCAAGGGACGGGGCUGUGUCUCCGAAUCUGAGGAGGAGGACGGUGCUCAGCAGCAGGGUCCUGGGGAUCCAGGCUCCCAAGGCCGUUCCCGCUACAGCCGCCAGCGGUGGCGCAGAGGCAGGAAGAGGAAGGAAAAAGACUUGGACCAGGGCCCCAGAAAGGUCAGGAAGCAGGAAGCUGGUGAGAACAGGGGCCUCCCCACUCCAGGGGGAGCACACAGCCUGAUGCAAAGCUUGGAUUCUGAAGACCCUGUGGAAAGAGAUCCCGAAUGUGCUGGUCACCCCACAGAAGCACCCAAACAUCCUCCACAGGUCACCACCACCACCAAGACCCCAGAGGAAAAUCACACAGCCCUGGGGUUCCCCCCAGAGGCCAAGAAGCCUGAAGUUGCUGCUGAGUUACCCCCUAAUACCACUGAACACAGAGAGAAGUCCAGUUCUUCAGCUACCUGUGGUGGAGAGAGCCCCAGAUGCCCCCCUCCAGAGACUCUACAGCCUCACAGACCCAGGCCAUCAGGGAGCCAUCCUGACAUCCUGUCUGGAGAGAUCAUGCCAACACCACAUGUGGGCUGUCUGCUGGGCACUUCCAGAUGCCUGAAAGCCCCCAGGUUCCACACUGGGGAAGACAUCUCGGCUUCCCAGCCAGGAGGGUGCCUGGUACCCACUGAUAAUGCAACAGAUGCUGUCUACACCAAACCCAGUAUCCUGGUUUUCAAAAACUCUGAUCCUGGUUGUGACCCUGAUCAUUAUGACAGAGACUCUAUAGGGUGUCCAGCUGCCCAAAGAGGGCCCCCACCUAACAGUGACACCCCCUGUGAAUUGUUGCUAGGACCCAAGGACCUGGCUGGCUGUUUCCCUGAGGAUCUGUAUUCCAAGCCUUUAGCUGUGGACACACCACAUGCCCGCUGCUGCUACUUUGUUCAGGAUUGUGUAGAGACCCUCAAGUCAAGACAACCAAAGAAUCCACCCUACCCGACUGAAACAGACCCAAGCAAGGCACAUUUGCCACUGGCCUUAGAGUCCACAUCCCUGUUUUCAGAGCUGCCCAAUGAUGGAUUUGACCCACAACUCUACAACAGCCUGUCUGCGAACAGGGGCACUCAAGUACCACUGGUGUGUACUGAUCCUCUCCCAAAGAAACCCCAGGCAGAUCCUCUGUACCGCUCCUUCCUGCUGCUGGAGGAAGUUUCUCCCGUGCUCCCUGGUCCAUUUCCUGGCCUCUCCAAGGAUGCUGGAGAUAUUCAGCAUUCAGUAGGCACUGAACAUUCAGCAUCUAGUAAGAAGAGUCCCUUUGAAGCUAGAGUGUCCCCCAGCCCUCCCCCUGUGCCCGAAAAGGGCAAUGAAUGUAGCGUCACCUUCAUGAGCAAUCUGUGCGAGGAUGAGCUAGAGAUCAAAAGAUUGGUGAGUGAAUUAGAAAGCCAGCUGCAAAGGAGAGGGAGCACACGGGGACCUCCCGGAGAGGCUGACAGAGCCACAGGAGUAAGCAGGAUGGACCCAGGCCCAGAGUCAGCCUCCUUACUGCCCAAACCUCAGUCCGUCUCGCCCCAUGGGGGUACCCUCUCAACAGCCAGCCUUUCAGGUCCACAGCAGGAAGGGGCCCUCAGGAGCUCUCAUGGACAGUGGCCCUGCCUAGCCUCCCGCCAUACAGGAGAAGCAGCCCCUCCCCCAGGCACCCAGCUUGAAGACCCCAGCUCUGAGGCUGCUUUCAGCCCUACAGGUUUCAGACUCAGUUUUCCGGCAGUGCAGGAAGCCAGCGCCUCCAAUGUGGACCCUGAGAUCCCCCUAGGUGACCACCUGCCUGUCACCACCAAGCAACAGGGACCCCUGCUACAUGCUGGGAGUUUAGCCAAAUGUAGCCCAAACCGCAAACUUGUAUUUCCUAAAAAUAAUGAGGCUUCUGGGACCCAGAAGGAGGGCGCUCCACUGCUGCGUCCGUGUGAACAUUUGAGGGGGCGUUCCCUGGACUCCCAUGAGACCCAGAGGCCCUGCCCAAGUUCCUCUGCACUGGAAGCACUUGGCAGCCCCAGCACCCAUCUGGCCUUGGCACCCAACUUGGUGCUUCAGGGUGACAAGGGAGCCGUCUCACCGCCAGGUGCCAGGCCCAGACAUGUCUCCCAAGAACACCUUGAGGGCCAAGCAGAGGGCUCCAUGGGGGCUGUGCUCACCCACCCAAUUGCAGAGGGGCUUGGCUUUGAGGGUGAGUCUGCAUCUGCAGGGACCUUUUCAUUACCCACCCUUCAGGGUGGCAGAGCUUGGUCCCAUCCCAUGCUGGGUCCUGCCUGGGUACCCAGUGACCACCUUGGACAGAAGCCCCAGGACCCAGCUUGCCACUCCUGUCCUCCACUUCAGGUCCUGGGUGCUGGAGCAAAGAGUGAAGACGAGGCCCAGGGCCAGCAGGAGCUACUACCUAACCAUGCUCAGAGCCCUCGGCCAGGGGACCCCUCAGUGACAGGAGGGGCUGGUAUGAAAGGAGGCCCUUCAGGAGCAGUGAAAAUGUCAACUGUUCCUACAGACACCGGACAUCAGCUGAGGCCCAAGGCAGAUGGGCAUCUGGGCUCACCGAGCCAAGCUAAGAAAACUAAGGGCCAAGGCCAAGCCAGCUGGCUUCAGUCAAAUAACAGGAAGAGCCUGGGGGGCCCAGACAUGCUCACCAAGGUCCGUUCCCAUCCAGAAGCCAGGCCAGCCAGGGCCAGAAGGGCGUAUCAGGGGAGCAGAGCAGUCAGGGGCCUUCGGGCACAGAUUCGGCCCUCCAUAAGCCCCACCCGCCCUGAUGGUGCCUCCUUAGUUUCCACCCUAACAGCAGCCCAGCUCCAAAUGGGUCCUACAGAGAGAAGCCCAGAGAAAGCCACCAGCCUACACCAGGUCCCACAACUGCUGGUCAACAGGGAGAGCCCAGCUCCUACCAACAGAGGCCUGGCCACUCAUGUCCCUUCACCCAUCUCCCUGGCCACACCUACUUCAUGUGGCCUUGAGCCUCCACCACGGGAAGACCCUAGGGGCCUACCAGCACCUCUCUCCUGUAGUGACCCAUCCAGCCCCCAGCAUCAGCCAACCUGUCCUGCCUCGGUACUUCUGGGAAGGGCCAGCCAUGUCCAAGUCCCCAAAGAUGCUGGGUCAGAAAGGCUCCUAGCAGCCCCUCCAUCUUUGGUAACAAGCCACUGUGGUCCCAAAGAAACUCUAUCUUAUCCCAGCAAUCCCAAAGACCCCCCGUCAAGCCCGUCUGGCCCCAUCACUGUCUCAUCCCCUUCACGACAUGGCAAAGAUGGCCCCAGAGGCAGCACAAUAAGAACACUAGAAGAUUCUGGAAAAGAGGCGCCAAGGAAAUCUCCUGCCUGUGCCACUGCUCCUCCCCCAGGGGGCCCCAGCUUCCCAAGAAUGACCAGCGAAGUUGCCCCCAUAUCCAGCAUUCCCACUAAAGAUGGCCUAGAUUCAAGCAGGGAACUUGGAGUAACAAACCCCGACUCCAUGGAGGCCCUAUCCCCCAACAGCCCAGAGAAGAUAUCCUCCAAGGACUCCUCCUCAGGGCCCCAGAGGAAGAUUCCUUGCCCUAGCCACAGGAAAGGCCACAGCAUCAUGGCUAUGUCCACAGACCCUGCCAUGCUGGAGGCCCCAGAGCCAGACUCUCACACCUGCCUAGACGGUGAGACAGGAGCCAACAGCGAGGGACAGAGAAACCCGGGGACACCAGGGGCAAGGCACUCUGACGUGACAAAGGUACCCAGAGCUGGUGCCAGAGGCAUACCCACAGGGCUCCAGUUGGCCCAAACAGCCUCUUGGAGCUGCACAGCCAGUGAUUUCAGGUCUGAUUCCCCUCAAAUCCACGUCGGUGUCCCCUACCAUCCUCCUCAGAAGGACCCCCUUGGUCUCCAAGACCCCAAACGAAGACCCUGUAAGAAGCUGGAGCCCACAGAGAAGCCUCCAGCAGGGCCCCCUGUGACCUGCGAGCUCUGCUCAGCCUCCUUUCGCUCCAGAGCUGGCCUGAACCUGCACAAAGCCAGGAAGCACCGGCGGCAUGGGGAGGCGAGCUCCCAGCUGAACCCCAUGGCCCUGCCAGCUCACCAGCCUCCAGAGUCCACAGCCCAAACCCCUGGGAAGGAAAGACCAAGUCCCUCACCCCUGGGCCCCAGCCGUGCUUCUAGGCCACCUCCCAUCCAGGGCUCCACAGCACCUGAGGACACCCUGGGUCCUGAGAAGGCAACUAGGAGGGAAUCUGGGGAAGCCGGGAUACCAGAUGCUCCCCUCAACCAGCAACCACACACCCCAGGCCUUAUCAAGCAAGGAAAGGGUGCAAGGGUCACAGCCUCAAAGUCAGAGAGACCAGACCAGCUGCACUCAGAUCAGCUCCAUCCUAGCCAGACAGAGACUAGAGUCCAAAGGGGAGGUGGAGGGCCUGUGGAUUCCCCCAGCCGCUCAGAGAGGAAACCCAAUAGGAAAGCAGGAAAGCCCAGGCUGAGGAGGCAGAAGCACAGUCCUGAAAACCCUGCCGGUAUGACUUCAGACAGGCACCCCUCAGAUCUAUCAACUGCACUUGGCCAUCCUGCCACCCCUCUGAGCCUCUCGACUGAGGGAGAACAUAGGGCUGAUGUGGAGCCGCCUGGAGGGCCUGGGAGCCUGGAGGGUACAGUAGACAUGGCCCCAGAGACUUUGUAUACAGAGGAGACACCAACACAGAAGGCACCCCAAGAGUGGAGGGUCCAUCGAGGGAGGAUAGAGAGGGAGCAGCCAGUGGAAAAGAAGACAGCCUUGGAAUGGUGGUUCAGGGAACCAGGAGAGACCAGGGCACUGGACAUUGGCAAAGAAACAUCAUGGGAUGCAGAGAGCCAGCCUGCAGAGCACAGCAGAGGGGCCCAGGGCAGGUCGGAUGAAGGCACUGGGGAGGGGACACCUGACUCUCCCAACAACACACCCAGUUCUGAAGUGGGCAGCACCAUCAGCACCUGCCCCAAGGACCCCAUGAAUGACCCAGAAACCAAGGGUGGAGACCAGGGGUCCAAGGAAACCACUCCCGAAGCCCCCAGUCCUGGUCAAAGGGACCCUCCAGGCUUGUUUGAUGAUGAGCUCUCCUUUUCCCAGCUCUUCCCCCUGGGAGGCCGCCUGGCUCAGAAGAAGAACCAACGUGUCUACGGGAAGCGCUGCAAAGGGCCAAAGUGCCCGCCGCCAACAGAGCCCAGCAUCGAGGCGACAGACAGUGCCUCCCUCUUCUCCACCCGCCUGCCCACAGAUCUCAGUGACUCAGGCUCUCUCUGCCUGUCUCGUGAGGAAGAAGACCUAUGGGACGACGAGGCCAUGGGUCUGCCAGAGUCCUUCCUCCUGGAUGGGCUCCUGAGCAGCAAGGCACCUGGCCUUGAUCCCUGGACUCCCAGCCUCAGUCUAUGGGCCCUGGAGCCCAGCACAGAGGCCAGCUGUGCAGAGGAGGAGCUCUCCUGCUGCACCGAGGGCCCAGAUGAGUGGUCGGAGGCCAUCCCCCAGCUUCACAUGGUCCCGGCAGCCUGGCGAGGCCUGGAGCUGUGUGCUCCCACCUGCGAGACAUCCUCUUCCCUCGGAGACAUGAGCCCGGAGCCCCCCAACCUGGAAAGAGAGCGUGAUGAGGGUGGGUUUCCCAGAAACAUCAACCUGCCCCCACUUCAUGUCAAAGAUUUUGAGGUGCUCAGCACCCAGCUGGAGAUGCAAGACCUGUGCCUUCUGGGACCCUGUGAUGACCCUACCAGCUUCCCCAGCCCCAGCAUCUUGGAUUUCAAGGCCACAGUCAACUCACAGGGGCCACAGAGCAAAAGAACAGAGGAAACUGCCCGGGCAGGACGGGCCAAAGGCAGAGAUGGGCCCAAGAAGGGCAGGAGGGCCUCCUACAAGUGCAGGGUGUGUUUCCAGCUCUUCCACGGACUGGGCGAGCUGGACCUACACAAGCUGGCACAUAGCCCCUCACCGCCUCCCACCUGCUACAUGUGUGUGGAGCGCAGGUUUGGCUCGCGGGAGCUGCUGCGGGAGCACCUGUGGGAAAGGCACGUGCAGGGCAGAGCAGGACCGUGGGCCUGCGGCAUGUGCCUCAAGGAGGUGGCAGACAUCUGGAUGUACAACCAGCACCUGCGGGAACACGCCGCCCGCUUUGCCCGCAACGGGCAGGCGCGGCGGACCUUGGAGGACCUGCCUGGGUGCUUGGAGGGAGACAACACCCUCACCCAUUUCCUGAACAACAUUGUGGAGCAAGCAUCCAAACCCCAGAGGGGCAGGUGCUCAGUUGGCAAGGCUAAGGGGAGCGAAGUAACAUCGGAACGAGAGAAAGAAGCUGGGAAGGAAAUCUCAAAGGGGAGGGUGAAGCCCAAGGUGCGUGUCUCAGCCACCUCCAGCCGAGAUGGCGCCUUCGAGCCUCCCGGUGGGUCCACCAAGGGAGGCAGCCUGUCCACUCUGACCAGCGGCUCUGUCACCUGCUCCGGCUCAGUCAAGACGUCCCCCACCCCGUCCCCAGACCCUUGGCCCCACAGUGAGUCCCUGCUCCAGGCUGUCCCAGUGCAUGAGGACUGCAAGGACCCCUCCCGGGACUGCCACCACUGCGGGAAGCAAUUCCCCAAGCCCUUCAAGCUGCAGCGCCACCUGGCGGUACACAGCCCGCAGCGCGUCUACCUGUGUCCCCGGUGCCCGCGGGUCUACCCUGAGCACUGGGAGCUGCAGGUGCACCUGGGCGUGGCCCAUGAGGUGAAGGAGGAGAGGGAGGUGCCGCACACGCCCCUCUAUACCUGCGAGCUCUGCGCCAACGUCAUGCAUGUCAUCAGGAGGUCCUUUGUGUGCAGUUCCUGCAACUACACCUUUGCCAAGAAGGAACAGUUCGACAGACACAUGGAUAAGCAUCUGAGGAGUGGCCAGCAGCCUUUUGCACUCCGCAGUGUGAGACGUCCAGGGCUUCCCAGGAGGAAGACCCCGGUCCCCGAGGAUGUGCUGCCCAGCAAGCGGCCCAGAGUGGUAGUGCCCAGCUGUCCCUCAAACAUGGACAGAGCUCCAUCCAUGGGCAGCCCCACCCCAAGUGAGGGUUCCCUCCCUACCCUGCCCUUGCUCUGUCCAGAGGCAACUCCCAGCCCCACCCAGGACCAAUCCAGUUCCCAAGAGAGGCCUGUGGACCAGGCAGGCCACCCACACAGGGGGGACGACCCACCGUUGAACAGUCAGGACCUUUCUCCCCCGUCUCUGUCUCCUUUCCCAGCUGCCUCAGCUGAAGGUGCAGGUGGCUGCGAGCUGGACAGAGCCCUGGAGAGGCCAGAGAACAAGGCCUUAUCAGGCAGCCCUGAGCCAUGUAAGCAUCAAACUCCCCCGGAAGAAAAGAAGGUCCCUCACCUGUUCUCCGGGAAACUCAGGAGCCCAGGUAGCCGAGGCAAGUGUGCCCCUGGCUGUUCCACCAGAGAGCCCUCCCUGCCCCAGAAGGAGAGACCAAUGUCCACACACCGCAUGGUACCUGAAGGGAAAAUGGGAGGUCCCUCCCAGAAGAGCAGUGCCACCAAGUCAGGAGCCUGCUGGAGUUCAUCAAAGCACAGGUCAGCAGUGCCCACCCCUGGCAAAGCACCCAAGCUCCCUGUCCCACCAAGGAAGCCCACAGAGGUGGGAAGCCCAGCUUGCGGAGAGUUGGCCCGUAGCCCUGAGGACAGGGUAAAACCCAGCACUCCCAAAGCUAAACCAAGGCCCAGCUCCCAGGGCAGUGGGGGGUCACAGCAUGGUACUCAGACAUGGGGAGGCAGCCAGCCCCAGCCAACCAGUGGGCAGCUCCAAAGCGAGAUGGCUACCACCCCAGCCGAGCCCAGCUAUCUUGGCUGGCAGAGCCCCACCCCUAACCAGCUCCCACCUCGAGCCAAAGGCAGCACCAGGGGGCCCAGAGGAACUGAUGACCAGGAGACCCAAGUGCAUGUGGAUCCCAGGGAUAAAAGAGAGGACAAUGAAAAGAGGAAGAGGGGCCUGGCCCCGAGGCUGGUCAUGCAUGAAAGCACAGGGGACACGGGAAGAGCCCCCUCAGGCCCCCACAAGCCCUCCCGGGCCCCCCGAAAACAAGCCACUCCCAGCCGAGUUCCCCCUGCCAAGCCCAGACCCAGCGGCCAGAGCAGCAGGACGAGGCCACAGCCUGCAGCACAGCGGAAAGGGGACCCCAGCCACACUCCUGAGAAGGGCUCCUUCCCCCAGGCAAGACCCCUGCUCAGGCCCUACAAGAGGGGCAGAGCUGUCCAUGGAGCUGAGCCCAUGGAGCCCCGAGACCACCGGACUGUGGAGGCCCAGAACGACCUCCUCAGCCAGCUCUUUGGACAGAAACUGACCAGUUUCAAAAUCCCUCUGAAGAAAGACACUUCUCAAUGACCCACAGGAGAGGGUAUCUGGGAGCCCAACAGAUGACUCCUGGCUGGCAUACACCUUCAGUGUAUGAGACAGCUCAGUUUGAGACCACUUGUCUAUUUCCCUGCACCCGACUUCUCACAAAUGCUCAGACAGACCCAAGGGCUGAGAGUGUGCUGCUGGGCGCAGGGCUUUUUGCUGGAAGGAUGUGGUUGAGGGAAGGAGCAGCCACAACCCCUCUGAAACCACGUAGCUGUUUUCUUAGUUCCAAGUACUUGAAGAAAGCAGCUCACAUUCCACCACCACCACCCUGUUGGCCUGGUACCUUACAUUGUAAAAGAUGUGCACAGGGUCCCCUAUCUCCUAGCAGGGAAGCACAGUAAGGUGAACAGCCAGAGAGUGGCAGCUGCCCUGUCUUGCUGCUGUUGCUGAAAUUCCAAAGUGGCCUUAGAGGUCAGGUGGGAGAGGGCAAUGCUCUCUACUUGGGCCAUCUCUGAGCCACCUAGUCCCUGGGGGUAUAACAGGGCCCUCCCCACCGACCACAGGUUAUGCUGGCCUUUAACUGCUCUGCCUUGUUUCUAGCACCUUAUCCCCAGAGACCUGAUUACCACAGAGAGUGUGGAGAAAGCCAUUUCUCAGCCAGCACCCAGUGAUUCCCCCAGGCCUGUGGCCCCUUCCUGGUGCCUUCCUCCCCAUAAGGGCUCUGUCUCUAGGUCUCAGCAAGCCUGCCCCAAAGGUUCUGGUGCUAUUCCCAUGCUAUAAUGUGAAUACGGGCUCCCUGGUUUUUAUCUGAACCAAGGGAUGGUUAGGGUGGGGAGACCUGGUCGAGGAGGCUGCAGCCCAGGGUUUGAGGUGGCCUCACCCGUCUCCCCAGCUGAGCUCCAGUCCCAGGGUCCCAGCAGCAAAAGGACCCUCAGGGCUGGGCGUGGUACAUGCAUUGGUAUGAACCUGCUAACUGCACACCUCCUAUGUGUCAAAAUGGGCAGUGGGCGGUAGAGACUUCCCACUCUCUGGGAGUCUCAGAGACUCCUGACUUUUGAUGUGUAGAUUUUAGCUUGGGUGCAAUGUGAGUGUCAAAAGAUUUUAUUUUGACAUUUCAAACAAGACCAAAUCGGGCCUCCCUAAAAGGUGCUGGGUCUUUCAGAACGCCUCUUUCAAGUGUAUGAAGAUGUGGGCAGGGGGCCUCUGAGGUCGUACUGUAAAAGUCAGAGCUAACUCGUCUUUUCAAAUAUAUUCCCACUAUUUUCGCAGAAACCUCCUGUCUAUGUGACAUCUCUCCUCUUGCGCCCAGAUGUGUCCCAGAAGGUGUUUCCUUCAACAGUCACUCCCCAGCAUCACUAUUUGCUGUGAACCAUGCUGGGGUUGUGAGGACACUCGAAGCAGGACAAGAGAGACUUACAGGGAACAGGAAUCUUCUAAAGCUGGAUUUGAGGGUGGUAUCACCCUAAAGGGGGUGAGGUGGUAUGACUAGGACAAAGAAGGGCCAGGGAAGGUCUCUGGACCACACCAAACCCUAGUGACAUUUAGGGCUAGGAUGGUCAGGGGAGUAGCCUCUCUGGUCUGGGUAUCAGAAAGGGUCUGUUAGGCUUCAGGGUGAAGACCCAAGAGGCCAUCCAGACCCACUGUCCUGCCCCAUCCUUUCAUCUCAGCAGAGCUCGGGUGGCAACUGGCCAGUAGCAACCCUAUCACCUGGGUGGAGGUUCUGGUCAGACGCCAUGGAGACGCGGCACCCUGAGUUCUCACACACCCUUGAGAGCUCACUUUGAGGGAGACAUCCCAGGGCCAGCUAGGCUGUGUUGAGGGCCUGGCAUGAGCAAGCCCAGCCUUGUCCACACACUGCUACUCCUAUGGCCCUCAGGCUGUCCUCUGACCAGAAGACACUCAGUGGGCACAGCCCUGUCCUAGCCACCAGGUGGCAGCAUUCACCCAGCCAAGGAGCCUAGCCUCCCACCACCCGUGCAGGGCAGAUGAAGCCCUGAGGCACUUGCUGAACCUCAAACUGCUGUAGACAGAGCUGGGGACGUCCAAUCACAGAUGCAUUGGACGCCCUAUCUGCACCAACAGGCACACGCACAAGGCCCACAUGAAUGCAUACACACGUGCA
Molecule: messenger RNA, 14072 nt
Organism: Nannospalax galili (Upper Galilee mountains blind mole rat)
Lineage: Eukaryota; Metazoa; Chordata; Mammalia; Rodentia; Spalacidae
Gene: Znf469
Product: zinc finger protein 469
Exons: 3
Coding region: 497-11992 (3831 amino acids)
Source: RefSeq, a predicted model, not a curated record